Messenger RNA from Lolium rigidum, 727 nucleotides. Its product is annotated as 40S ribosomal protein S23. The record is from RefSeq and is a predicted model, not a curated record. Gene Ontology annotation, biological process: translation. The transcript is spliced from 4 exons. NCBI's taxonomy places the organism in Eukaryota, Viridiplantae, Streptophyta, Magnoliopsida, Poales, Poaceae. Gene Ontology annotation, molecular function: structural constituent of ribosome. The coding region runs from base 81 to 509 and encodes 142 amino acids. Gene Ontology annotation, cellular component: cytosolic small ribosomal subunit; ribosome.
GCCGCUCCCAGCUCGCGCUCCCUCGCCGCCGCCGCUACAGCUGCCGCCACCUCGGAGGUCUCUCGAGCCCUUCCGUCAACAUGGGUAAGACACGUGGUAUGGGAGCUGGGCGCAAGCUCAAGACCCACCGCAGGAACCAGAGGUGGGCUGACAAGGCGUACAAGAAGAGCCACUUGGGUAAUGAGUGGAAGAAACCCUUCGCUGGGUCGUCUCACGCCAAGGGCAUUGUUUUGGAGAAGAUUGGUAUUGAGGCCAAGCAGCCUAACUCUGCCAUCCGUAAGUGUGCUCGUGUGCAGCUUGUGAAGAAUGGAAAGAAGAUUGCUGCCUUCGUGCCCAAUGAUGGUUGCUUGAACUACAUCGAGGAAAAUGACGAGGUGUUGAUUGCUGGAUUCGGUCGUAAGGGGCAUGCUGUGGGAGAUAUUCCUGGUGUCCGGUUCAAGGUCGUCAAGGUAUCUGGUGUGUCUCUGCUCGCCCUCUUCAAGGAGAAGAAGGAGAAGCCCAGGUCUUAGAUUGCUGUUUCAUCUUGGCUGGCAAGCAUGGAGUAGACAGUGUGAUGGCUUUUAGGUGUUUAAGGAGGCUGGUUCCUUUGUGUUUACAGUGCACUCUUUAAAUUGAGAUAACUUAUGAUCGUGUUGGCGAGAACUAUGCCUUGUCAGAUUUUGAUCCUGUUAAGGGAAAGUGCUACUAUUAUGAGUUCCAUUAAGCAGUUUGAGAUGUCUGUGGUUCA